AUGCAGGGAGGCGGCCAGGGUCCCUCGACUGCCGAGUACCAAGUACAGCGGCCGCCGAGUGACAAGCCGUUGGCGCAGGCCGAUCCCUCCUGGCCCGGUCUCAUUGUGUCUCGUUGUGGUGGCCGGAUGUACUGCGCGCGUACUCGGUACCGGCCAUUGCUCACUCGUAUCACUGCUAGCCCGUCGAGAUGGACCCCCGGAGGAGCAGAACAGCAGCUCAGGCGUGACUAUCAGAGCCGGGGAGGUCCAGACGCAGAAGCAGUAGCUCUUCGUAUUCUACUAUUACUUGGCCGACAGUCCGCGUCCACUGGCGGCGGGCUGUACUCGGAGGUAGCGGUACCCAGCCAGCCACGCGUGGCUCGAGGCCCAGCCAGCGAUAACAGGCGCCAAGGACGAACAAGAAUACAGGUGUGGCUACUGCGGCAACGUGGUGCAGCGGCCGGCGCCACACAAUUCUAA
Molecule: messenger RNA, 459 nt
Organism: Trichoderma virens Gv29-8
Lineage: Eukaryota; Fungi; Ascomycota; Sordariomycetes; Hypocreales; Hypocreaceae
Exons: 3
Coding region: 1-459 (152 amino acids)
Source: RefSeq, a predicted model, not a curated record